GAGCACAGUGUCAUCACAUGCGAAGGGACCCGGGACACCAGUAAGGCAACACUAAUUCCAGCUGCUCUCGCUCUCUGGCAUCUCUCUACUGCAGGCAGUUUGAACAGAGGACAGUAAGCUGUUAGGACACAAGCUCUUGAAUCUUGAGACCUCUGGUCUCGAACAUUUCGGGGGGCCCGUUUCAGGACAGUUGAAAUGCCGCAAAACAAUACUUUGAAAGGGGACCGUGCAAAUUCGGAGCUCAGCGGUGAAGAAUGGCUGUGUUCCAAGGCUGCAAAGAAUCUUGCUCCAGGCUUUUCAUCACUGCAAUGGAGUCCAGAGCCUUUUGGCAGAGCAGUCUCCACAGGGUCCUGCUUACACAUGGAGACUUUGGGUGACCAGUCGGAUUUGGCCCCAAAAGUUGAGACCAAGCUGUAUCACCGUCGUUGGUUCAUGCUGUUUCUCUUCAGUUUUGUCUCAGCAAGCAAUGCCUUCAUGUGGCUACAGUAUGGCAUUAUUAGCAACAUAUUCAUGCGUUUCUACAACAUUGAUGCUCUGGCUAUUGAUUGGUUGGCCAUGAUUUAUCUGCUCACUUACAUUCCACUUAUUCUGCCCAUCCUCUGGUUCUUGGACAACAGGGGCAUCCGGGAUGUUGUCCUCGUCGGGUCAGCCUUUAACUGCAUUGGCGCUUGGAUAAAAAUCGGUAGUGCCAGUCCAGAUACUUUCCCAGUGACCUUUUUUGGCCAGUUUGUGUGCUCAGUAGCCACAGUGUUUAUCCUCGGUAUUCCUUCAUACCUUGCCUCUGUGUGGUUUGGAGAGAAAGAAGUUUCCACCGCUUGCUCCAUAGGAGUUCUGGGAAACCAGCUGGGUAUUGCAAUCGGGUUCCUUGUGCCUCCUAUCCUGGUGCCUAAUGUGGACGACAUGGAUGAGCUGGCUCACCACAUCCGAAUCAUGUUCUACAUAACGGCAGGAGUGGCUACUUUACUCUUCAUCCUUGUUGUCUUCGUUUUCCAGGAGCGUCCUAAAAUUCCACCGACUCAGGCCCAGGCCACAGCUCGCAGCAUUCCACCAGAGCAGUACUCCUACAUAGCCUCCAUCCGAAACCUGCUGCGCAACAAGCCCUUCAUGCUCCUCGUCGUCACCUAUGGUCUGAACGUUGGUUGUUUUUAUGCUGUCGGGACCCUGCUGAACCGCAUGAUCAUCGUGCAUUACCCUGGAGAAGAAGUGAACGCCGGGAGGAUUGGCCUCACCAUCGUCAUCGCAGGGAUGGUCGGCUCCCUCAUCUGCGGUGUUUGGUUGGACAGAACGAAAACGUACAAGCAGACAACCCUUGCAGUCUACCUCUUGUCUCUGGUGGGGAUGAUCGUUUAUGCUGCUACACUCAGCCUGGGACACCUCUGGGUGGUUUUCAUCACUGCUGGAGUACUUGGGUUCUUCAUGACGGGCUACCUGCCACUGGGCUUUGAAUUUGCAGUCGAACUGACAUACCCAGAGUCAGAGGGAACGUCUUCUGGCCUCCUCAACUGCUCAGCACAGGUGUUCGGAAUUAUAUUCACCAUUUGCCAAGGCAAGAUCAUUGACAAUUACGGCACGCUGGCAGGAAACAUCUUCUUGUGUGUCUUUCUUCUGAUAGGCACAAUAAUGACAGCUUUAAUCAAGUCUGAUCUCAGGAGGCAAAAUGCUAACCUGCAGGCCAAAGCAGCCGAUUCUUCCGAGUGGCACAAUGGAAGCCUGAGUGCAUCUUCUGUUAUCAUCGAAGCCAAGCUUUAGACACAAACACACUAACAAGCCUCAAAAAUGACCGUGAUCUCAUCCCUGUUAUAGUGCAAAGGAAGCCUUUAGAUCAACUUGAUGGCUAAAAAAAGCUCUUUGAUCUGUAUAAUUACAUGAAUGAAAAUAAUGUCACUAAUCAGAAAUAUUUUUGUAAUAUUUAAAUAUAAAUGUUAUGAAUGAAUCUGCGAGACAAAUCUGAGAAACUUUUGUGCAUCAACAGUUUUAUUGGUAUAGUGCACUACUGAUUAUGUAUACGAUGAAAAAUCUUUUUUUCACUGUAUGCAAUAUGUAAAUACAGUGUAGGAUUUCUAGAAAUUUUAGGGAGAGAUUUUUUUUUAUGAAAUUAGGGAACUAUUUAUUUAGAAUUCAGGGAAAGAUUUAGAAAGGUUCUCUAAUCCAUAGCUUCUACUGUGAGGGAAGAACAGGAAAAAUAUGAUGAAUUAAGGUUGUGUAGUAUUUUUGUAACAAUCUUGUUUUACUUUAACAUGAAAUAAAAGCAUUGCAUAAACA
Molecule: messenger RNA, 2262 nt
Organism: Maylandia zebra (zebra mbuna)
Lineage: Eukaryota; Metazoa; Chordata; Actinopteri; Cichliformes; Cichlidae
Gene: flvcr2b
Product: FLVCR choline and putative heme transporter 2b
Biological process (GO): transmembrane transport; heme export
Cellular component (GO): membrane
Molecular function (GO): heme transmembrane transporter activity; heme binding
Source: RefSeq, a predicted model, not a curated record